GUCCACCUCUACUGGAGAGAAGAAAAUAGACGCGCUGUUUUAAAUGUCUUUUUUAAAUAUUAUAUUAGUGCAAUAAACGAGAUAAUAUAUAUUAAUCCAACAUCGAGAGAUAAAAGUGUGGCUCGCCAUCCACUAUAAUUGCAAAGACUUUGGCGAAAUAAACGCGUAGAAAACGCGCUCUGACCAGCGGAAAUCUUGGAGAUAUGGAAAACGCCGAUGCGACUUCGCAAUCGGAUGCUCACAUCGACUACAAAACCCCCAAGAAGACCCACUCGCUGAUCGACAGUGAGCAGUUGCUGGACAAGAUCAACAUCCUCACCACCAAGCCGGAGAACCACUCCCAAAAUGCCAAGCUUCCCACGAUCAAGGACUUCGUCAUCAUCAAACCGAUUAGCCGCGGCGCCUUCGGCAAGGUAUUCCUGGGCUACAAGAACAACGACUCGAAGAGACUGUUCGCCAUCAAGGUUAUGCGCAAGUCGGAGAUGAUAAACAAGAACAUGGUAUCCCAGGUGAUCACCGAGCGGAAUGCCCUGGCGCUAUCCCGAUCCCAGUUCUGCGUCAGUCUCUUCUACUCGCUGCAAUCGCUGUCCUACGUAUAUUUGGUGAUGGAGUACAUGGUGGGCGGGGAUCUUAAGUCGCUGCUGGCCAUGUUUGGGUAUUUUGACGAGCCCACUUCACGCUUCUACGUGGCCGAGAUGGUGAUGGCAUUGCAGUAUCUGCAUCAGCACGGAAUCGUCCACAGGGACAUCAAACCGGAUAACAUGCUGCUCUCGUCCAGUGGCCAUGUGAAGCUCACUGACUUUGGGCUGAGCAAGAUCGAUAUGCGACGAGAUCUGGAGAUAUCGGACCUCAUCAACUGCUCUCCGAAUCUGAAUGCCCGCACGCCCGGCCAGCUGUUGUCGCUCACCUCGCACUUGUCCUUCGGCUCCGAAAAGAAGCUGCAGGACUUCGGUUCCGCUUUAAAUGGACAAGCCAACGGAAUGGGCUCGGUCGCCACGGGAACAUCGCACCUUCUGCAGGCCAUCAACAAGCACAGUCUGACCAUGGAGCUAUCCGAUAGCGAGGGUGACACAUCGCUCAAUGAUGCGGAGAAGACCAGCGACAGCAAGAUCUCCGGAGUGUCUCCCUUCUUCUCCGCCGAGGAGGCCAACGAAUCUAUCACUCAUACGUGCACCGCCAACGUCAAUCCCCAGGAUAGCAGUUCUUCUUGCUCAUUCCACACUUGCAACUCGGCUGACCUGAGCAAGUGCUCGCCACCACUUGAACCCGCUACAGAUGGCGCUGCUGCAGCGGAGGCGAUUCCCAGUAAGCGGCGAGUGGAAUUCGCUUUGGAUGUGGCUCCAUGCCAGGGAUGCAAGCUGGCCGAGCAGGACAGCGUCAACAUGGCCACCAAUGAAGGCAAACAUUUGCCCAAGCUAGAGAACGCAAGCGAGGCUUCGUUUGAGUUUUCCAUGGUGCGCAGGCGAUCGGUCGAGGAGCGUAAUCGCCUUUCAAAGGGGCAGGAGGAUUCGGGCGUGUCGAGUCGCAAGGGCGACGAUUACUCCAGCUGCAAUUUGAACAUGAACAGCGAGAGCACAGCCUCGUCGAUUGACAAAAACGCGGAGAACUUGAGCCAAUCGAAGGAGGAUUACAGCUGCUCGGACUACUCGCGUAGCUACAACAUGACCAAUGGCAACGAGAUGAGCGGUAUCCACAUGAACUCGCCGUUUCGCAAUCUGUCCAAGCACUUUAAGCGUCCCGACUUCCUGCGCGGCAUGAAGCGGAAGAUCAACCUUGUCAACCGCUCCGACAACAUGUCCAGUAUGGAGGCCGACGGUUCUAGUUCGGGCAACGGCAGUGCCAACACCGGACUAACCCAGGAAAUUGAGAUCCUCAACAUUGGCAGCAGCACGCCCAAGAAGCGCAAGGCGCGUUCCUCUCCGAUUCGUGGUGUGCUCAAGGUGCGCUCUUUAUCCGACGACGAGUUGCCCAUGAACCAUCUGCUGGGACCGGAAGCGAAUGUGGCCAAUGUAGUCUUCUCCACGCCCGUCUCCUCGCAGAAGUUGCCUCGACGCGAUGGCGGUCUGUUGGGAAAGCUGAAGGCCACACGAUUUGCUCUGCCUCUCUCUAUUGAAAACAAAAAGCGAGAACACGCGGCCGCCGAUAAGAUGUCGGGGAUUCAGUACCACCUGAAGUUGUCCGACGAUACCACAAUGUCGCCCAUCAACCAUGGGACUGGCAACCUCCCAAAGACGCCGAAAAACGUGAACAUCAAUACACCAUUUCGCACUCCAAAGUCGGUGCGGCGGGGGGCUCGCAUAUCCAACGAACGCAUCUUGGGCACACCUGAUUAUUUGGCUCCCGAGCUGCUGCUGAAGCAAGGACACGGUCCGGCCGUCGACUGGUGGGCAUUGGGAGUCUGCUUCUAUGAGUUCAUGACCGGCAUUCCGCCCUUCAACGACGAGACGCCUCAGAAAGUAUUUGACAACAUUCUGAAUAAAAACAUCGAAUGGCCAGAAGGCGAUGAGGCGUUAUCCGUCGAAUCCAUGGAGGCUGUGGAACUGCUCCUGACCAUGGAUCCCCAUGAGCGUCCGGCCGCCAAGGAGGUUAUGCAAAUGCGUCACUUUGCAUGCAUCGACUGGGAGAAUAUCGGCAAUACGGAGCCACCGUUUGUUCCGACACCCGACAACCCCACUGACACGGGGUAUUUCGAUGCGCGCAACAACCUUCAGCAUUUGCAGCUAUCCAAUUUUGCCAUGGAAGACUGACUACCCAAGCGGAGCCCGGCUGCCUCCGUUUCAGCUCGCUCGUCCCGAGCACUGUCCUAUCGUUAUUUAUAUUUUCAUGUAGCAAUACCUAAGAGUAGACCUUUAAUGUUCACUUGUUAUCGUUCGUGUAGCCCUACGUAUUUAUACUUCGUUUAAAGUUCAUUCAAUUGUAUUAUUAAAUUCAUUGUACAGUCAUUCGAUUGUUGCUGUCAUGAUUGUCGAUGAUCCUGAUCAGCGUAAAAUUUAUACAAAUAUAGGUACUGAUUUUGAUAUUGUUAUUGUAACUAAGCUUAAACAAAAAGCUUCAAGUAUGCACCUUCAAGAUAUGUAUAUCCAAUAAAGUUGUAGUCUUAAAGAUGAAA
Messenger RNA from Drosophila subpulchrella, 3109 nucleotides. It is a transcript of the gene gwl, whose product is annotated as serine/threonine-protein kinase greatwall. The record is from RefSeq and is a predicted model, not a curated record. The transcript is spliced from 6 exons. Gene Ontology annotation, cellular component: nucleus. Gene Ontology annotation, molecular function: ATP binding; protein serine/threonine kinase activity. Gene Ontology annotation, biological process: peptidyl-serine phosphorylation; intracellular signal transduction. Bases 204 to 2747 code for a protein of 847 amino acids. Lineage: Eukaryota; Metazoa; Arthropoda; Insecta; Diptera; Drosophilidae.